Molecule: messenger RNA, 1716 nt
Organism: Aspergillus niger
Lineage: Eukaryota; Fungi; Ascomycota; Eurotiomycetes; Eurotiales; Aspergillaceae
Exons: 2
Coding region: 1-1716 (571 amino acids)
Molecular function (GO): oxidoreductase activity, acting on paired donors, with incorporation or reduction of molecular oxygen; iron ion binding; heme binding
Source: RefSeq, a predicted model, not a curated record
AUGGAACAAUAUGACUUGUUAGCGCCAGGAAAUCUUGUACGAUUCGUCGGCGAUGUUCUCAAGUCUAUCGGAUGGCCAGCCAUAGUGGCUAUACUGGUCUCCAUCUGCGUGGUGACUCGUCUCAUCACCGAAUUCCAGAGUCGUCCCCGUGGGAUCUCCGAGGGUCGUCCGCGUCCCGUAAGGACGGUGCCAUAUUGGCUGCCCUGGUUGGGCCAUGGCCCGGCCUUUGCCUGGGACCAUGUCGAUCUCCUUCAAAAGUCCAGAAAGUCCAUGAAGGAGGCCGUGUUUGGAAUCUACAUGGGUGGCACCAAACACGAUAUUGUCGUGUCCCCAUCCAUGGUCAACUCGGUAUUGACUGCUCGAGGUACCUCCUCGACGGACUUGAUCAAUUAUGCCCUCGAGAAGAUCUUCGGUGACCGGGGUGUGAUUCGUAAUCUGAAUCCUGUUGACCAUCAUACGCUCAACCACAAUAUCCCCAACCUUCUCAUGCGGGAGCCUUUUUUGACGGAAGGCACCAGAAACGCUACCCGCCUGAUUGAACGGGAGAUCCCUAACUUGGUGACUAACUGUCGAAGCAUCGUGGACCAGAUGCUGUGGGAGCGCGGAAGCCAGGCUAUCGUCGUUGACGGGGAAGACUCGCUUGCCUGCGAGGUGAAUUUUUUCGCCCUCAUUAGAAGGUUCGUUGGACACGUCACUACGGCAAUUUUUAUGGGUGAGGCCAUUCUUGAGGCUUUCCCUGCCCUGCUGGAGGAUGUAUUUACGCUGGACAACCAGUUUGUGCUCCUAUCCAUGGGCAUCCCUCGGUUGGCCCACCCUGGGGUUUCCGCAGCGCAUGUUGCCCGUAGACGGCUCCUCGAUUCUCUUACAGCGUAUCACCAGGCCUUCGUUUCAUGGGAUGAUGGGAUUGAUCCCGGACUUACCUUUCGAGAUCUCGACGACAUCUCGGAACCUAUAAAGGAGCGAAUCCGCAAAUGCAAAGAGCUGGGACUUUCUGCAAGGUCUAGUGCACCUGCACAUCUAUCCUUACUCUGGGCGAUGAAUGGAAACUCCCCGAAUGUUGUCUUUUGGCACCUUCUUCGGAUGUAUGCCAGCCCUACGCUCCUGGAAGAGAUCCGCAAGGAGGUCGCUCCUUAUGUGAAGAUUGUUCGGCAGGAAAGCGGCUUCGCUUUCCAAGAAGCCCCCAAGCUGUCAAUUGAUACAGAAGCGCUAGUUAAGUCGUGUCCGUUGUUGAAGGCAAGCUUCUAUGAGACAUUGCGCUUGCAUUCAGCGCCUCUGUCGUUUCGGGGAGUGACCGCUGACUUAACCAUCACGGAGUCCGCUGAAGAUGCUGCUAUCGCUGGCGUAGCGCAGCCUCGGUCAUAUGAACUUAAGAGAGGCGAUACCGUGGCUAUUCCGCACGCUGUUCUCCAUACAGACCCCAAAUACUUCGCGAAUCCUCGUGAUUUUGACCCGAUGAGGUUCAUCUCGACCGACUCCGAAACUGGACAGAGGAAAGCAAACGUACACACCAUCAAACCCUUUGGUGGCGGAGUAUCUGGGUGUAAGGGCCGCGCCUUUGCAGAGAGGAAGCUCCUCGCGUUUGCCGCGGCAAUCAUCACCAUGUGGGAUGUCAAGCCAGCCCAGGAGGGAGGCUUUACCGUUCCUGAACAUCGGCCAUCUGGAGCGGCAUAUCUGCCUCGGAAGGAUGUCCGGGUGCGCAUCACACAGCGUGCUUAG